AUGCAGGAGGUGUGGCGGUCCGUGGAGCUGCCCGCGCCGCUCGAGACGAAUUCGCUGGUGCAGCAGAAUCUGAGCACGCGGACGGAGCUGGAGGCGUGGGUGGAGGCGCAGAAGACGCGUCUCUUGGAGGAGAAGCGCGCCGACCAACUGCGGGCGCAGGAGCACGCGCGGGCGACGGACGAGGCGCAGCGCAGGCGCGAGAUGCUGCAGAUCGAGCACCAGAGACUGUCAACGGAGUGCCACACGAAGGAGAAGGAGGUGACUGCGAGUCAAGUGGAGAUCGAGGCGCUGCAGGCCGAGAAGAGCAGGAGGGAGCCGGUGGUGAAACAUUUGCUGGCCAAGAUGGUGGAAGAAGACGCCAAGCUCAAGCAGCUACUGGCAGAGUCGCAAAAGCAGAGGACGACGCUGAAGCAGCAGCUACAUGAUCUUAAGCAGGGGCUCGCCAUGUAUCAGAAACUGGGACUCGUCUUUGAGCACUCGGAAGUGAAUCGCAUUGUCAUCCGGUUCACUCAGAUUGACGCACAGGACCCCAGUCGCGAGUUUUCGUUUCGCAUCACGAUCAACCCCAUCACGGAUCGAUACAUUGUCGAUAACUGCAACGAAGAAGUCGCGGCGCUGGACGAAUUGGUCACGAAUCUGAACGAGUCUGGUGACUUGGCGCGCUUUGUCCGCUCCAUGCGCCGACAGUUCAAGCAGCUCGUGUAG
Molecule: messenger RNA, 705 nt
Organism: Hyaloperonospora brassicae
Lineage: Eukaryota; Oomycota; Peronosporomycetes; Peronosporales; Peronosporaceae
Source: the annotation of a GenBank genome assembly